AUGACAGUAAAGCAAACAGGUGCAACAUCAGAAAUGGCACCAACUGAUGGCCCCGCUAGUUAUGAUGGUUCCGUUGUUUCUGUUGAGUCUACUGGAAUAUCGGAACCCAUUGAAUCCAUUGGACACAAUGGAUUGCCUUCUCUCCCUAGUUCAAGCAGUGCGCACUUUUCGGCAGGCAAAAGGUUCCGCGAACAUCCGAAGGGAUUAUCAGAGCCCAUUGGAACCAGUGGUACCAGUGGUACCAGUGGUGAUGAUUUACAUUCCAAGUCUUCUAAGCUACUCUCAGAUAGUAUGGACGAUGAUGACCCGGACCUUAGUACACAUAUUUCAUUUACAAAAACUCGCAAGGUGGUCAUUCAGGUGCGAAAAUUGACAAUUGGUGCUAAGGUGUACUCGGAAGGAGUUUCCUGGUCCAACAAUGCUAUUACUCGAACAUUCAGACGCAGGCCUAAGGCUGUUGAUAUUGAAUCCAAUGCUUCCAUUAAGACUAUUUUACAUCCGAUGUCCUUUGAUAUCCCCAGCAAUUCUCUUACAUGUAUUAUUGGAGGUUCCGGUUCUGGAAAAACUACCUUGUUGAACUGUUUGGCCGAUCGUCAAUUCAGUAAGUCCACUCUUUUCAAAGUGGGCGAAGUCCAUUACAAUAAUGAUGAUAAUCUUACAAAGAUAAGACAUGCGUACGUUAUUCAACAGGAUAUUUUUAUCCCCACUUUGACUUGUUUCGAGACUUUGAUGUAUGCUGCCGAGUUGAAACUUCCCAAACUUACUUCCAAAAAAGAGAGAGCUCGAUUGGUUCAGGAGAUUAUCUUGGAGUUGGGCUUAAAAGAAUGCGCCAAUACUAUAGUAGGAGAUCAUCGUCGCAAAGGUAUGAGUGGAGGAGAAAGACGUAGAUUAAGCGUGGCACUUCAAUUGGUUUCCAAUCCCUCUCUACUUUUCUUAGAUGAACCCACCACAGGAUUGGAUUCUUAUAAUGCCUAUUUGCUCUGCCUCACAUUACAAAGGCUCGCUAAACGUAUGAACAAGACUAUCAUCAUGAGCAUCCAUCAACCAAGGGCGGAUAUUUUUAAGCUUUUCGAUAAAGUUCUUAUCUUGUCUCAAGGCCAUCUGUGCUAUGGUGAUAGUUUUGAUAAGAUAUUCAGUCAUUUUGCUUCCAUUGGUUACCCUAUCCCAGAACUUAAGGUCAACCCAGCAGACUUUUUAAUUGAUUUGGUUACCGUUGACACUAGAACUUUUGAAAAAGAACAGGAAUCUUCUAUGAGGAUGAACACCGUAUCCGAAAAAUGGGAAGAGCGCAUGUCCCAAAUUGAUCCUAUAGAACCAAUAGCGGAGGCUUCACUUCAGAAAACCAACGAAAUCUUUGAGGAGAUUGGUAGAGCACCUUUUUGGCGUGAAGUCGGCAUCCAUUUCCGUCGAAAUUUGAAAUUGCAAAUGAGAGAUCCUUUAGGUACCAUAUCUGUCGUUAUGGAGGCUUUACUUCUUGGUUUGAUUACCGGAUGGAUUUUCUACAAACCUGGAACAACUUCUGCCGGUAUUAGAUCUUUGGAGUCAUCCUUAUACAUGAGCUCUACCUUGAUUUGCUACCUUUAUUCAUUAUAUGAAGCCUACAGGUUGUGCCAGAUCGAUCUUAAAGUCUUUGAUAGAGAGAGAUUAGAAGGCUCCAUCUCCGUUCGAGGAUUCCUCAUUGGACGUCGACUUUCUAAGCUUAUCACUGAGGAUUUAGCAAUUCCUUUCUUUUUCUCAAUAACUGCCUAUUUCAUGAUCGGGUUAAGGGUAGACUCCCCAAAAUAUUUCUGGAAGUACUUUGCUGGUAUGUUACUCUUUCACAUAAAUACUAUGGCUAUUGGUAUGAUUUCUUCUUCUCUAAGUCGUGAUGUUUCUAUUGCUACGUUGAUCUGCAAUCUUAACUUCACUUUCCAGACCAUGACAAACGGUAUGUUUGUUAAUGCAAAGCAGCUACCUGUUUACGUCCGUUGGUGUAAAUAUGUUGCUUACCAGUGGUAUGCGUUUGGUUAUUUAAUCAGUAACCAGUUCACCGGCUUCCAGGGCGAAUGUGCUGAGAACGCAAGUGCAUGCUACAUCUCAUCUGGCAACUAUAUCAUCAAACAGCUUGGAUUUUGGCCGAACUGGAAUGCCUUGCCAAUUUGUGUGGUGCUAGCAUUUCUUCUUGGAACAUACACACUUGCCGGUGUUAUUCUUUGGUUGAGGCCAGUGGAUGUUUCCAUGGGCAAAGAGGUCAAAUCUUACAGCAAGAUUAAUAAUAGGGUUGAAUAUACAAAUGCUGAUAUUACUCUGCGCAAGGGAUCGAAGGAGAUUGAUAAUGGCGUGAGUGUUCGCAUUCGAGACAUUGAGCUCACAGUUAAGUCUAAGGUGCGUAAAGACGAAAAGGUCAUUCUCCGUAAAGUCAAUGCUGAUUUCCAAGCUCGAAAAUUGAAUAUCAUUAUGGGCCCUUCCGGAUCUGGAAAGACUUCUUUACUCAACCUUAUCUCUGGUCGGUUGUCCUCAAAUCUAGCUACUUCCUACUCCAACUCGGGCAAAAUCUAUUUCAAUCAGUUUGCAAUCGAAGACUUUUCAAUAGUGAAACCUCUUUGCUCUUACGUCACGCAAGAGGAUGAUCACUUAUUGUCAUCAUUAACUGUUGAAGAAACAUUAGGCUAUGCGGCAACUUUACGCCUUUCUAAAGCACACCUCUCGAAAGAGCAGCGUAGAGAAAUAGUCGAUAGCAUCAUUCUUCAGAUGGGAUUGCGUGAUUGCGCCAGCACUCUUGUUGGUAACGAUUUGAUCAAGGGAAUCUCCGGUGGAGAAAAGAGACGGUUAUCUAUAGCCAUACAGCUUCUCUCAUCUCCGAAGAUCCUAUUCCUAGAUGAGCCUACCUCCGGCUUGGAUGCGUUCACUGCGUCUUCCAUCAUCGAAUGUCUUCAGAACUUGGCUGAUCAUGGGACAACGGUUGUACUGACCAUCCACCAACCACGUAGUCUUGACCAGUUUGGAACCAUCUUGCUUUUAGCGAAAGGCGGUAAAGUGGCCUUUGAUGGAACCCAAGAACAGCUUAUUCGGCAUUUUUCUGCGAUAGGAUACACUGUUCCAAUGUUCACUAAUUUGGGAGAUUUUGUCAUUGAUUUGAUCUCCUAUAACACAGUAAGCGACAAGGUCGAACGCAGAACUCGAGCCAGGGUGGAACAUAUUCUUUCUCGCUGGGAUAACGAUGCUUUAGCACUAAGAGACUCUCAAGAAGUUAUUUAUGUGCAAGCUAAAGACACUCUUAGGAGCGAAUUCACUUCUUAUGUGAAAGAGCCUGCCAACUUUGCCGUAGGAUUUACAGUGCUUGCCAAACGUCAAUGGAUUGGCAUGCUGAGAGAUAAAAACAUUAUCAUCGCUAGAGCGUCGCAAGUUACUGGUAUGGCUGUCAUAUUGGCACUUUUCUUUGCAAGACUAAAGCACGACCAAGCCAGUGUUCAGAACAGAUUUGGUCUUAUUCAGCAAAUGGUGGCUCUAUACUUUGUUGGCACUCUCAAUAACAUAUCUGGAUAUCCUAAGGAGAGAGACUAUUUCUACGAUGAGUUCAAUGAUGAUGUCGUUGGAAUUCCCUCGUUUUUUUUCAGCUACUUACUUAUUGAACUUCCAUUUGAGAUACUUCCCUGUCUUGUGUUUUCCGUUAUUAUGGUGUUUGUCAUUGGAUUCCAAUACAACGCCGCCUUAUUCUUUGGUAUAUUUUAUACCACUACAUUGGUUGUCAACGCCGGCGAGUCUUUAGGUAUCUCUUUUAACACCGCUCUUGAUCAUCCGGGAUUCUCGUUAACUGUGAUUUCCAUAUUUUGCUCGAUUGCCGUGUGUAUGUCCGGUUUAAUGGCUAUGACUUUGGACUCGUUCCUAAAGGCAAUGAACUAUCUAUCUCCUCCUCACUAUUGCGUGAUGCUCAUUGCGAACCUAACGUUCACUCCUGGCUUGAGUUUGUACUGUAAGCCAAACGAAAAGUCCGAUGACGGAUCCUGCCAAUUUACAAGCGGUGAAGAUGUUGUGAACUCUUACCAUCUUCAUACUAAUAUGACCCUAUACUGGAUUCUAAUUACUGUCGUCUGUAUCAUCCACAGAGCCAUUUCCUUCGUCUUUCUCAAGAUCAAACUCACCAAGAUUAGAAUCAAGAAGCGCAAACAAACGUAA
Brettanomyces nanus is the source of this 4155-nucleotide messenger RNA. RefSeq lists its product as uncharacterized. The coding region runs from base 1 to 4155 and encodes 1384 amino acids. Gene Ontology annotation, cellular component: membrane. Gene Ontology annotation, molecular function: ATP hydrolysis activity; ABC-type transporter activity; ATP binding. The record is from RefSeq and is a predicted model, not a curated record. Lineage: Eukaryota; Fungi; Ascomycota; Pichiomycetes; Pichiales; Pichiaceae. The transcript has a single exon.